Diuraphis noxia (Russian wheat aphid) is the source of this 1467-nucleotide messenger RNA. RefSeq names its product diuretic hormone receptor-like. The record is from RefSeq and is a predicted model, not a curated record. NCBI's taxonomy places the organism in Eukaryota, Metazoa, Arthropoda, Insecta, Hemiptera, Aphididae. Gene Ontology annotation, cellular component: plasma membrane. Gene Ontology annotation, molecular function: diuretic hormone receptor activity; peptide hormone binding; G protein-coupled peptide receptor activity. Gene Ontology annotation, biological process: cell surface receptor signaling pathway; adenylate cyclase-modulating G protein-coupled receptor signaling pathway.
UCGAGUAUCGUGUGCGCGUAGUUCGUGAGUUUCGAUUUUAUCGUAAUUUUAUUUUUUCGUUUUGCUCAUUCUUUAUACAAUGUACAUGUUAUAUAAAAUAGUGUGUAUAAAUAUUUAAUAAAUAUGAUGUGUCAUAUAAUAAACUUUAUACUCACUAAGUAAUUAACCACUUGUUAUACUUUGGGGGAUAAAAUGAAAUAGAUAAAACUCAAAUUUAUAAUGAAUAUCACUUCUACAAAUAAUACUUGUCUGCCCGAAAAAGUAGUAAAUCCUGGUUGGUGUCCUAGCCACUGGGAUCUAUUGCUAUGUUGGAGAACUUCAAAACCUGGUACUGUAGUUUACCAGGCUUGCUUUGAUGAACUGAACGGAAUGCGUUAUGAUACAUCACAAAAUGCUAGUCGUCGUUGCCAAUCGAAUGGUGUUUGGGAAAAUUUUUCUGAUUAUAUGAGUUGCCAACCUUUAGAUACAAACAAUUCAUUGUAUCCAGAUCCAUCAAUUGUAUACACAUCAUACUUUUAUUAUGGUGGUUAUACCAUAUCAUUAGUGGCAUUGGUGGCAGCUGUAUCUAUAUUUGUAUACUUCAAAGAUUUACGAUGUUUGAGAAACACAAUACACACAAAUUUAAUGUGCACUUAUAUACUAUCUGAUUUUACAUGGAUAUUGACAUCAACACUUCAGGAAUGGCUUUCUGCUAGUAAUAACGCUUGUGUAUUAUUUACAUUUUCGUUACACUACUUUGUUUUGACAAAUUUUUUUUGGAUGUUUGUUGAAGGCUUGUAUCUGUAUAUUUUGGUUGUAGAAACUUUCACCCGGGAAAAUAUCAAGCUCCGCGUUUACAUGUUUAUUGGCUGGGGAUUCCCACUGAUAAUUAUGAUUGUUUGGGGUGUUUCUAAGUUCAUCACACCAAUACCAGUUGGAAUCGAGGAAAUAAGCGAUUCUUGUACUUGGAUGACACGACCACAUCCCGUGCAUGAUUGGAUCUACCAAGGGCCGGCGAUAAUAGUGUUGAUAGUAAACUUAGUUUUUCUAUCAAAAAUCAUGUGGGUACUAAUAACAAAGCUGAGAUCAGCGAAUUCGGCUGAAACUCAACAAUACCGAAAAGCCAGUAAAGCUUUGUUAGUUCUUAUACCAUUAUUAGGCGUUACGUACAUACUAACCAUGGUUGGCCCUACGGAAUCCGGUACAUACGCUAACUAUUAUUCCUAUGGUAGAGCUACACUUUUGUCUAUGCAGGGCUUUAUGGUAGCAAUAUUUUACUGCUUUGUUAAUUCUGAAGUUAAGAACACGUUCAAACAUCAUUUCAUUCGAUGGAACGACGCGAGGAAUUUGAGGACCGGUGGUAGCCGAAGAUUUACUUAUUCAAAGGAUUGGUCACCGAAUACAAGGUCCGAUAGUGUCAGGUGGUCAAUGUCUAGAAGAUUGCCCUCUCAAGUAUAAUAACAAUUUUUUUUAGAUUUUUAAUGAAUU